CCCAAAGUUACGUCACAGGGAAUUUCCAGUAAGGAAGUCAAGCUGUCUAUUCAAACGAUCGCGUAGAUCUCGACAUGAUUUACUGUGUCCAUUCGCGACAGGCGAUUAAAAUCGAUUGAUCGAUCUAUCGAUCUGCCUUUUAACCUCAGUGGGUCUUCUCCAGAUUCAUGUCUAGCAGACGCGCAACAAUCACCCUGACUAAGGAACCUGCCUUGAACUGACUUUCUAUCAGCUUACAUUAGUUGACUUCAGCGCAACAUGAAGAAAUAACUUGUUUCUGAAUCCCAGAUCUCAGCUGUUUGAUGUUGAUUCUGAACCUCGGAUAUCAAUCAGGAAAGGAAUCAUGGCUGGAGAGGAUCCAUACCAUGGAGUGUACAUGGAACCUAUUGCCCCUUUCAGUGAUGACACAAUAUGGAUGACCAUGGACCCGACAACGUUCCCGGGCAUCCACAACAAUAAUGUUAUGAGGACAGUCGACGGACCUUAUCUGCGAAUUGUCGAACAACCAAAACAGAGGGGCUUCAGGUUCCGCUAUGGAUGUGAGGGCCCCUCCCACGGAGGACUCCCAGGGGCCUCCAGUGAGAAGAACAGGAAGUCUUACCCACAAGUGAAGAUCUGUAACUAUCAGGGUGCCGCUCGAGUGGUAGUUCAGCUGGUGACCCACUCCACAGAGACCCAUCUUCAUGCUCACAGCCUGGUGGGCAAACAGUGCGAUAAAGGAAUCUGCAUUGCCGACUUGCAGUCCAAAGAUUCAAGCAUCAGUUUUCCUAACUUGGGCAUUUUGCACGUGACAAAGAAGAACGUAAGUAAAGUUUUGGAAGAGAGGAUGAUCGAGGCCUACAGGAUGGGAUAUAACUACGGCAUAUCCAUCCAUCCUGAGAUUGAUGCCCUACAAGGAGAGGUUCGCAUGCCCAGAGAACUCACAGAUACUGAGAGGAACCUGAUUAGCAGUGCAUCAAUUCAUCAGUCAAAGGAGAUGGAUCUGAGCGUGGUACGGCUCAUGUUCACAGCCUUCCUGCCCGACAGUGACGGAGGGUUCUCCCGCCGACUGGAACCAGUCAUUUCAGACCCCAUCUUUGACAGCAAGGCCCCAAAUGCCUCCAAUCUGAAGAUCGUGCGUAUGGAUCGGACUGCCGGGUGUGUGACGGGAGGAGAGGAGGUCUAUCUGCUGUGUGAUAAAGUCCAGAAAGAUGAUAUCCAGGUGCGGUUUUAUGAAGAAGAUGAGUCGGGUCUAACCUGGGAGGCCUACGGGGAUUUCUCCCCCACCGAUGUCCACAGACAGUUUGCCAUCGUCUUCAAGACACCUAAAUAUCGGGACCAGAAUCUCCAGAAGCCCAUCUCUGUGUUUGUGCAGCUAAAAAGGAAGUCAGACAAUGAAACGAGUGAACCCAAGCCUUUCACCUACCAUCCACAGAUUAUAGACAAAGAAGAAGUCCAAAGAAAGAGACAGAAGACACUGCCAAACUUUCAGGACUACAGUGGAGCAGGAGGAGGAGCUGGGGGCAUGUUUAGAGGAGGAGGGGGUGGGUCUACAGCAGGGGGCGGUCCCAGUGGAGGAGGAGGACAUUACUUCCAGGGAUAUCAAACCUAUAACAAUUACGGGCCUGGAUACAACUUCUCCUCAGGCAUGGGAGGAGGCGGGACCACCAUCAAGCAUGCGUAUCAAGAACCAGUGGAAGACAGUGAUGAAGACAGUGAUAGUGAUACCGAUAAUGAUCAGGCAGCAGGUGGGGUGGUGCGAAUCUGUGCCCAUCCUGAACCUAUUGAUUUGGGAGUGGCAAGUGAGGACACAGAGCCUACAGAAAAUCUGGAGUUAAACACCACAUGCUGUGUGUUAGAGCCGCAUUUGGCUGAGCUAGCUGGAAGACAGGCUCAAGCUCUCUUUCAUUACGCAGUAAGCGGUGAUGCUAGAAUGCUUCUGGCUCCACAGCGCCCCCUCAUGACCACUCAAGACGAGAACGGAGACACGGGUUUACAUCUGGGAGUGAUCCAUAGUCAGACAGAUGCCGUGCGAAAUCUAGCACAAGUCAUCUCGGCUCUCCCCGGAGAGGGCAUACUCAACAUGAGGAAUGAUCUGUACCAGACUCCUUUGCACCUAGCAGUGUUGACACAGCACAAAGAGGCGGUUGAGGCCUUGUUGGAGGCCGAGGUGGAUGUCACACUCACAGAUCGCCAUGGAAACACGGCACUUCACCUGGCGGCUCAGCAGAAAGAGGAUAGCGUGCUGCGAUUGCUGCUAAAGUACAAAUCAGUGUCACAAUUAACCAGCAUCCCCAACACAGCAGGUCUCUGUCCGCUUCACCUGGCUGUACAGGCAAACAGUUUGAGUUGUGUGCGAGCCCUGCUGGAUGGCGGGGCAGAUGUGGACGUUCAGGAGAUCACAUGUGGCCGCACAGCACUUCACCUGGCCACAGAGCUGGGAAACCUUUCCCUUGCCGGCUGCCUCCUGCUGGAGGGUAAUGCAUACGUAGACAGUGUCACCUAUAAUGGUUCAACUCCUCUGCACAUUGCUGCAGGACGUGACUCAACCAAACUGUGCGCGCUCCUGAUGGCUGCAGGAGCAGAUCCUCAUAAAGAAAACUUUGAACCACUGUUCUUCAAAGAAGAUGAGUUGUGUGGUACAUGUGAGGAGGAGGAGGAGGAAGAUGAAGGCUAUAUUCCUGGGACAACCCCUAUGAACAUGGCAACCUCCCCAGAGGUCUAUGACAUUCUUAAUGGAGAAGAGUAUCAGCUCACCACCACUGUUGUUCCACCACAAGGUGACAUGAAGAGCUUGAGCUCUGACACAAAGCAGGAGCUGUGUCAGGCCCUGGAAGGACAGACAGGAGGCUGGGAGAGUCUGGCUCAUGCUCUGGGGCUUGGCAUCCUGACCAGCGCCUUCAGACUCAGCUCCUGCCCUGCUGGAAAGCUGCUGGACAGCUAUGAGGUGUCUGGAGGAACGGUGCGUGAGCUGGUUGAGGGACUGAAGCAUGUUGGGAACAGCAGCGCUGUCAGUUUACUCCAGGCCAUGUGCAAGGAGCCUGAAGCUGUCCACACCACGCCUCAGCUCACAGGUCUAGGGCUCUGUAAGUCCAUUCAGGGUUUGACACUGGGCCCCCAUCAGGAAGAGAGUGGGAUAUGUGACAGCGGGGUGGAGACCUCUUUCUAGAGCACCAACCUCAGUCUUGCCGACUCCAAACACAAUCGCACAAACUGAGGCCUGACCCUAAAAAACAGCUUCUCCCUCCUCACUACAGCACCACUCAACCUCAGGAUACGCCUCCAAACUCUUUGAUUGGUCACCGCCCACUGUGGAUGCUCCACCCAAAAUGUAAAUGAGGGAACUUUGAGGAGUCCUUAAGGUUUCUGGCCACAGGGAUUUUCUUCAAUUUUAAAUUGAAUUUUAUUUUUUACUUUUAAUAAAAAUAAUACCAAAAAGCACUUAUUUGAACAUUUUAUUUUGUCAUUUUAUAAGAGCUAUAUGUCCUUGGUCGUUUUUAAUUUCCAAGUGGUUAGUUUCAGUUGUGCUAAAGCUGAUUCAGCAGAUGAAGUCCAGUGCCCAUACGUAACAUCUAUAGUUACAUUAAGAAACUGGUUUGAUGAGUCUGGCCUCAACUAUUUGUUUCGUUUUGUUAUUAUAUUUUAACAAACAAUCCGGUUUAAGAACAGCACCUUCAGUUUAUAUAAUGUGCAGACUUCCUUCUGAAGCCAUUUGCUUACAAAGGGUUUUCAUCUGUAGCGCAACUGCAGUGACGUACUGUAUAGGAAGAGGAAGAGUGUAAGAGGAGGUCUACUGGAUUAUUAUGACCCUCUCGACCAAUCCAAUCUGUUGGAUGAUGGAAAAAAAAAACUCUUCUCUUCAUAAAAAAAAAAACCCUCCAAAAAGACCUAUUCAACUGUUGUCUUGCAACCCUUCAGCUGUGAUGUACAGCAUGAUUUGGGGUGGCGAUUGGAUUUAUUUUGCAUUUAGUGGUGCUACCUGUAUUUUGCUCAUGGGUUCUGUUUCAAAAAUUAAUAAGCUUUGAGGGAAUAUUCUCUCUUUCACAUUUUUGAUUGAUUAAAAAGUAAAUAAAAUAAAAAAAAUAAAAAGAACAGGGAGGUCAGUCCUGGGCAGCGAUUGGAGUGUGUUUGACUAGAUUUUGAUAGACUCUGUGUGUGUGUGUGUGUGUGUGUGUCUGUGUGUGUGUGUGUGUGUGUGUGUGUGUGUGUGUGUGUGUGUGUGUGUGUGUGUGUGUGUGUGUGUGUGUGUGUGUGUGUGUGUGUGCGUGUGUGUGUCUGUGUGUGUGUGUGUGUGUGUGUGUUCGUUUGUUUGUGUAUGUGACUUUGAAGAACUUCACAGAAAGUGUGUAUGAGGAUUGUAAUAACCAGAUGCCUCAAAUGCCCUUCAUGAAAUAUUUGUAGUUACAAACAUUGAAUCUCAUUCCCCUCUUCUGUGUGUGAACUCAGGCUGUAUAAAACGAAAUAUCACUCAGAUAAUAUGCUGAUCUAAGAUCAGAUCUGUCCGUGUUUUUUUUUUUUUUUUUUUUGAACUGACUUGUGGACUCGUGUCACCAAAAUGUGUUUAGCUGCCUUAAUAUUUUCAGUGAAUAAUGUUUAAAAAGCAACAAAAUAAUCUGAAACUCCAAAUUAAAGGUUUGACAGGCACUAUAAUGUUUUAUUUUUUAGCUGUAAACUGGUAUUUAUGUCUGUACCCUGUGAAGCAGUGUUGUACAGAGGGAAAACGUGUGCUUUGUAACUGGUUUUAUUGUGAUACUUUUAUAAUAAAACAAUUCAUUGUGUA
Cyprinus carpio (common carp) is the source of this 4759-nucleotide messenger RNA. RefSeq names its product nuclear factor of kappa light polypeptide gene enhancer in B-cells 1 (gene nfkb1). Gene Ontology annotation, biological process: inflammatory response; innate immune response; canonical NF-kappaB signal transduction. Gene Ontology annotation, molecular function: DNA-binding transcription factor activity, RNA polymerase II-specific; RNA polymerase II cis-regulatory region sequence-specific DNA binding; protein binding. Gene Ontology annotation, cellular component: cytoplasm. NCBI's taxonomy places the organism in Eukaryota, Metazoa, Chordata, Actinopteri, Cypriniformes, Cyprinidae. The record is from RefSeq and is a predicted model, not a curated record.